AUGGAUUAUAUCAUCAAAAUGCUGAAAAAGAGGGUUAAUGGGUUGAAUUAACUGAAAAUGAAUAGAUGUAAAAACUUAUUAUAGACAUAAAGCAAAAAUUAAGUUUUGUAUAUUGGAAAAUAUAAAAACGGCAUAAAAAAUGGAAAAUGAGAUUUUUGUUUCGUUUUGAAUAUGGUGAUGAUUUUAACUUUUGU
Molecule: messenger RNA, 194 nt
Organism: Paramecium sonneborni
Lineage: Eukaryota; Ciliophora; Oligohymenophorea; Peniculida; Parameciidae
Source: the annotation of a GenBank genome assembly